AUGCUAACACUUUGGGGAACGUUUGCUGUAAACCAAGGGGUUCAACUUGAAUUACAACUUCGGCAAGGGAAAUUCCCCAUUAUACUUGCUGAAGGAUUGAACGUUAAUGCAUUCCAAGGGUUGUCACUGAGUACACUAUAUAACACAUCAAUUGAAGUUGAUCCUGUUGGCCACGUUGCAAAAGUCCUUAAUGAUUGGAAGGACAAAAACUCUGAACUCAUCUACAAGGAAAUUGUAGAUAAGACUUACCUUGAUUCAUUGCUUGCAUUGGUAGACCCUAUAAGGCAACGAAAAACAUGCCUUUCAUCUCUUGAAACUGGAUUUCAACAACUUUUGACCUACUUUUGUGGCUCUGCAUUGCAUUUAGAAACCAAUUGCAUGGGUGAGAGGCAAAAUUAG
Messenger RNA from Ipomoea triloba (trilobed morning glory), 399 nucleotides. RefSeq names its product replication protein A 70 kDa DNA-binding subunit A-like. The transcript has 4 exons. Bases 1 to 399 code for a protein of 132 amino acids. NCBI's taxonomy places the organism in Eukaryota, Viridiplantae, Streptophyta, Magnoliopsida, Solanales, Convolvulaceae. The record is from RefSeq and is a predicted model, not a curated record.